CUCGCCCGGUGACCUGGUUGAAGUUCAACCAGCAAAAGACCAAAAGUUCGACUUUGGUCAAGUUCGAUGGGUCCGCGCAAAAAUCAUCGACACGGGCGAACCGGGACAGAUCGGCGAAUCGCAUAAGUUAGUCACAGUGAAAUACAGCGGCGGAAAAAUCGAUACGGUUCACAGAAAAAGAAUCCGCCCGGCCCCGCUUGACGUGCGACAGAUUCUGUAUCCGAAACCCUGGG
Molecule: messenger RNA, 233 nt
Organism: Amoebophrya sp. A120
Lineage: Eukaryota; Dinophyceae; Syndiniales; Amoebophryaceae
Source: the annotation of a GenBank genome assembly